UCAGCCCUUCAGAAGGCGGGUUAGGUGAACAGAACACCAUUUCCUGCCACAACUGAGGGCUGGUUUAGUUUACAUUUGAGCUCAGUGACUUCAUUUGUUUAAUGGUCCAAUGACUUCCAUCACUUUGUUGAGGUGAAGUUCUGAGGCCUGGUCAAAGGUGAUAUGAAUAGGAGGGUGGGUGAAUCACAUGCAGCAACUGAUUAAAAGUAAAUGUCCUGUCCCUCUCCCAGGCCCAUUCCUUAUGUGUAUUUACUUUUAAGAGGUUCAGGGAAGCAAACUCUCUGUAAAUCAUUCAACCCAGUACUUAGGUCUAAUGUAACCCUUUCACCUGCAGUGUAAGCUCCUUUUGUAUUGAGAGGUUUUAGUUUGUCUUUAUCCUUCCAUGUGCCUCUUCCCUGUGAUCUUAGCAUCACCCUACCCUAAUUUGCUGCACUACCCAUCCACUUAGCAAGAUGUUUUUGAAAUUCAUUGAGGGGAUCCAUGUAAAUAUGAAUCUAUUCUUCAGCCAGACAAGUGGUAUUACGUGCAUUACUUUCAUUGUCUCCACUUCCCUCCAAAUUUUGCCUGAGAGAUAGGUUUCAUUUUACAGCAGCUCCUUACUAAAAGGGGCCUUAGCAAUAGAGUUUAGAAAAAGUCUCGGGGCUCUCUGCCUUUUGUAUUUUUACUUUCUUAUCUCAAGAAUUAAUUACAUUACUGAUUCAUUUCAGUCUGUGGUCCACUGUGAGCCCUUGAUCCUUGCCCAUUCAAUGAAACUAGAUACAGAUCAAUUUUUCUAUCAUUAGAUGAGUCCAGUCUAAGAGGUAGAAAAUUCAUGUUGAAUUUUCUGGAAUUAUUGCAGGGGAGACCUUGAUUUCUAGGAGGGAACUAAAGGGAUCAUCAGAGCUAAGGAUGGAGCCUGAUCCUACCCCAUGCUGAUGUCUCUUCUCAUGUCUGUUUCACCAGGAGACUCUCUGGGGGCCAAGCCUGGGCUUCCCUAUGGGCUGAGCGACGAUGAGUCUGGGGGCGGCCGGGCACUAAGUGCCGAGAGUGAAGUUGAGGAGCCAGCCAGGGGUCCAGGGGAGGCCAGGGGUGAGAGGCCAGGCCCAGCCUGCCAGCUGUGUGGGGGGCCGACAGGUGAGGGGCCGUGUUGUGGGGCAGGAGGGCCGGGUGGGGGGCCCCUGCUGCCCCCACGGCUACUGUACUCAUGCCGCCUCUGCACCUUCGUGUCCCACUACUCGAGCCACCUGAAGCGGCACAUGCAGACACACAGCGGGGAGAAGCCGUUCCGCUGUGGCCGCUGCCCCUACGCCUCAGCCCAGCUCGUCAACCUGACACGACAUACCCGCACCCAUACUGGCGAGAAGCCCUACCGCUGUCCCCACUGCCCCUUUGCCUGCAGCAGCCUGGGCAACCUGAGGCGGCAUCAGCGUACCCAUGCAGGGCCCCCCACUCCUCCCUGCCCGACCUGUGGCUUCCGCUGCUGUGCUCCACGACCAGCCCGGCCUCCCAGUCCCACAGAGCAGGAGGGGGCGGUGCCGCGGCGACCUGAAGAUGCUCUGCUCCUUCCAGAUUUGAGCCUCCAUGUGCCACCAGGUGGUGCCAGUUUCCUGCCAGACUGUGGGCAGCUGCGGGGUGAAGGGGAGGGCCUCUGCGGGACUGGAUCAGAACCACUGCCAGAGCUGCUGUUCCCUUGGACCUGCCGGGGCUGUGGACAAGAGCUGGAGGAGGGUGAGGGUAGUCGGCUGGGAGCUGCCAUGUGUGGGCGCUGCAUGCGAGGAGAGGCUGGAGGGGGUGCCAGUGGGGGGCCCCAGGGCCCCAGUGACAAAGGCUUUGCCUGUAGCCUCUGCCCCUUUGCCACUCACUAUCCCAACCACCUGGCCCGGCACAUGAAGACACACAGUGGUGAGAAGCCCUUCCGCUGCGCCCGCUGUCCUUAUGCCUCUGCUCAUCUGGAUAACCUGAAACGGCACCAGCGCGUCCACACAGGAGAGAAGCCCUACAAAUGCCCCCUCUGCCCCUAUGCCUGUGGCAAUCUGGCCAACCUCAAGCGUCACGGUCGCAUCCACUCUGGUGACAAACCUUUUCGGUGUAGCCUUUGCAACUACAGCUGCAACCAGAGCAUGAACCUCAAACGUCACAUGCUGCGGCACACAGGCGAGAAGCCCUUCCGCUGUGCCACCUGUGCUUAUACCACAGGCCACUGGGACAACUACAAGCGCCACCAGAAGGUGCAUGGCCACGGUGGGGCAGGAGGGCCUGGUCUCUCUGCCUCUGAGGGCUGGGCCCCACCUCAUAGCCCACCCUCUGUUUUGAGUUCUCGGGGCCCACCAGCCCUGGGCACUGCUGGCAGCCGGGCUGUCCAUACAGACUCACCCUGAACUAGGUCCUUCUUCCCCAUGUUUUAUACAGACGGACUAGAAGCCACCUUCUUCCUCCCCCGCUGGCCAGGGGCUCCACACAGACUAACCUAGGCACUAUAAGGACCAGCCCAACCCCAUGGGCGGGGGGCCAUAUGGACCGGGGGCCUUGCCUUGACUGAUGCACUUCAUGAGCUCAGUGAGAAGGGCCCUGUAUUCACCUCCACUGCUCCCAAGGGCUGUGGACAACCUGGCUGGAGGACUGCCCAGCCUCCCACCUGUUUAUUUAACUUAUUUCAGUGCUUUAUAAUAAAGGAAACACUAACAAA
This is a messenger RNA of Cebus imitator (Panamanian white-faced capuchin), 2665 nucleotides long. RefSeq names its product zinc finger protein 513 (gene ZNF513). Lineage: Eukaryota; Metazoa; Chordata; Mammalia; Primates; Cebidae. The record is from RefSeq and is a predicted model, not a curated record. The transcript is spliced from 3 exons. Gene Ontology annotation, molecular function: DNA-binding transcription factor activity, RNA polymerase II-specific; RNA polymerase II cis-regulatory region sequence-specific DNA binding. Bases 909 to 2357 code for a protein of 482 amino acids. Gene Ontology annotation, biological process: regulation of DNA-templated transcription.